Molecule: messenger RNA, 957 nt
Organism: Nicotiana attenuata
Lineage: Eukaryota; Viridiplantae; Streptophyta; Magnoliopsida; Solanales; Solanaceae
Exons: 2
Coding region: 1-957 (318 amino acids)
Source: RefSeq, a predicted model, not a curated record
AUGGUUCUGGAGCUUAUAUUUACUGCUGGGGUAGAAGUUUUACCGCUAGGGGCGGUGGUUUUACCGCUGGGGCGGAAAAUGGUCUGCGGUCGCGGUCAUGAAGAAUCCGCAGGGCCAGAGGUUUUGUCUAUUAUGCUUAAUCAGUUACCUCAUAUUCAUCAGUUCAGGGGCUUUAGCAUGGUGCAAAGUGGUCCACAGGCUACUCAUCUUGCAUAUGCAGAUGAUGUAGUAAUAUUCUCUUCUGAUGGCAAGAGGGCAUUUAAACUAGUCAUGCAUCAAUUACAGAAUUACGAGAAGUGCUUCGGGCAACUGAUCAAUAUAGGAAAGAGCUGCUUUCUGGUGGAUCCUAAAGCAUCCAACAUUACCAUUCAAAGGAUUAAAGAGGUGGUUGGCUACAGGCAUGCUAACUUCCCUAUAACAUAUCUGGGAUGCCCAUUAUAUGUAGGAAGAAAGAGAAUUUUGCAUUUCAGUGAUAUAGUUUCUAAACUUGUGAAAAGGACCACUGGUUGGCAGGGAAAACUUUUGUCUGUUGGUGACAGAGCCACACUCAUCAAACAUGUUUUGCAAUCACAGCCCAUUUACCUGCUAUCAGCAUUGGAACCUCCAAAAACAGUGUUUAAGCAACUUGAGACUUAUAUGGCUAGGUUUUUCUGGGGAUCAUAUCAAGGUAAGAAAAAAUAUCACUGGAGUUCAUGGUCCAAUCUAUGUUAUCCUAAGGAGGAGGGAGGGUUAGGGUUUAGAAGUAUUUUGGAUGUUAGCAAAAGUCUGACUAUGAAGAGGUGGUGGAGGUUCAGAACCUGCAAAUCCUUAUGGUCGAUUUUCUUAAUGGCCAAAUAUUGUUCUAAUCAUCCUGUAUUUGUUCCUGCUCAUACUUCUCAAUCUAAUGCAUGGAAGAACUUGCUCAAAAUAAGAGAUAAAGUGGAAGAUGAACUACUCUGGAAAAUUAAUGCUAAAUAG